Stegodyphus dumicola is the source of this 1021-nucleotide messenger RNA. RefSeq names its product OCIA domain-containing protein asrij (gene asrij). Gene Ontology annotation, cellular component: endosome. The record is from RefSeq and is a predicted model, not a curated record. NCBI's taxonomy places the organism in Eukaryota, Metazoa, Arthropoda, Arachnida, Araneae, Eresidae.
AUUUUCUGCUGGUAAGUUUUGAAACGACUUUGACUUCUAAGCGGGUGAUCUCAUGGAGUCUCAUUCGACUGUUUAUCCUGGGACGAACAGCGCAGAAGCUGUCACACCGAAACCACAGCCAACUGUAUAUGGAAACAUAGCUCUGACCCAGGAAGAGUUAGAAAUAUUUCAACAAUGUGGUAAAGAAAGUUUUUAUUCACGAUGUUUGCCUUUUUCAUUAGCUGGAAUGGCUGCUACAUUUAUUGCUGUACAGAGAGGAAUAUUAGCACCUCAUCCAAAAUAUGGAGCAGCAAUAAAAAUGACAGGAGCAGCUUUCAUUGGCUGGCUGGUAGGAAAGAUUUCAUACCGAAGUAAAUGUGAAGAUAAAUUCUUACGUUUAGAAAAUAGUAAGAUAGCAGAUGCUAUUCGAAAGAGAAGAGGCUACACUUCAGAAACGUUUCAAAGUGGUUUGGGUUCUAGUGAUGAUACUGUGUUUAAAGAUGACAGCUUUAGCUUCCCAUCUAGUGAUAAUUAUCAUUCUAGUGCCGGUUCUUUGAAUUUAGAUGUUGAUAAAAAUGUGCAGUAUUCUGGAUUAGAUGAUCUUGGAAGACCGUCUACUGAUAGGGAAAAUUUAUCUUUCUCUGAUGAAAAUGAACAACAAAAUACAAGUAUAACUUAUGAUGAAUUGCGGAAGCGAAAUAGAGAGGAAUUUGAAAGACAAAGCAGGCAGUCCCAAACAUCAAGAACAGAUCAGUCUUCACCUCCAAUUCCGAGACCAUGGGCUAAUCCUGAUAUGGGACAAAGGCGAUAUAAUACUGGUUCUGAAGGUACAAGGAAUAUUUAUGGUGAUGCAUGGGACAAUCCAAAGUUUUCCUAAAAUAGCUUUAAAUCAUUAGUAAAAUUUGAAUUGUGUAUGUGCCUGGAAUCCUGUUUCUUACUCCAUAUGUUAGUUCACAGCACAGUAAAGAAUAAUCUUUAUUAACAAACAGCUAUUUCCAUUAUCUUUAAAAAUUUCUUAUUAAUAAAUAUAUGCUUAAAUACA